Molecule: messenger RNA, 3522 nt
Organism: Physcomitrium patens
Lineage: Eukaryota; Viridiplantae; Streptophyta; Bryopsida; Funariales; Funariaceae
Product: protein RETICULATA-RELATED 5, chloroplastic
Source: RefSeq, a predicted model, not a curated record
GGCGAGGCAGCAUUCACACUGUCUCGGUCUGUUGCGUCGAAGACGUGAGCAUUUUGCCAGCACGAGCGUAGCCUCUUCAGGUGGCCGAGGAAAAGCAACAGGAUGGAUAUGAAUGAGGAGAUGGAUAUGCUAGAGUGUGCAGGAAAGAGAGGUCAGGGACUCCCCACCUCCACAGGGUCUCUCAUCCCCUUGCAGACACUCACUUGCAGCUUGCGUGAUUGAUAAUCCUCAGCUUGGUUCAAUAUGGAGCAGCAGGAGAGAGAUUUGCUGACCUGAUACAGAGAGGACUGAUGCUCAGUGGAGUGCCGGUUUCUCGAGGUUGGAUUUUUUUCUGUGUUGUGGGUGUUGCUUCUAUUGACCUCUUUCUGAAAAAAGUUCCGUGUUUAGGGGAUUUUGGCUGCCGAUGUGGAGCUUGAUAUUUUAGCGUAGGAGCCAAAGACUCGAGAGUUGUUUUGUUUCAGUCGGUGUGCGAGUAUUGGAGAAGCUUGUCGCCAUGGCUGCGAUAAUUGUGACUCCGAAUCCUAGCCUUAAUUCUUCUGGUAUAGUCUCGGCUCAGAAAUUUGUGAGGUUUUCUGGUGGCGCUUCUAGGAUAAAGUGCUCAGUGCAGGUUUUGAAUGCUACCCGCCAUAAUCGUAGAUUACAGGCUGCACUCUUCGCACGCAAGAAGCGUGGGAUUCACCCCGAGUUGCAACACCCGGGAUCAGUUAGGUUUAUCGUAACAAAGCAUUUGUUAAUUGCGAGCAAAGCAAAGACUCCAAGAAGGCAUGUAUCGUCUGUAAUCGUUGCGAAUUCCUCCGGACACGAAAACGCCUCGGAUGCGGAUACGAAUUUGGGGUCGGGUAUCGGAGUAGGCGCGCACCAAUUUGGGUUGGAAAAAGAUAUAAUCGUCGGAGAACACCAAAAUGAUAUAGUCAAGAGCGUUAUUAGAAAUGAAUAUUCGGAAUACUCAAAUGUGCAUUUGGGGCGGAGAAUGUUGCUUGGAUCCGUAUUGGCGGCAGUAGCUUUGAGUAGUUUGAACAAACCAGGAUUGUCUCUCGCUGAAACGAAGAGCGGUGGAAGUGACAAAGGAAGUUUUAAAAAUGGAGCGUCAGGCGCAGAGAAUGAAAAAACUGAGAAUGCGGGACCACAGAUUGGGGAUAGGUGGAUUGGAUCCAGGGUUUACGAUGCGACAGUAUUAGGCGAGCCUGUUGCUGUGGGAGGCGAGAGAAAUAGGGUGUGGCAGAAAUUGCUGCAGGCACGAGUUGUUUACCUCGGCGAAGCAGAGCGAGUGCCAGACCCUGAUGACAAGAUUUUGGAGCUGGGGAUUGUGCGAAAGCUCCGUGAUGCUUGUUUUGAGCAGGCGCGUCCCAUGUCUCUGGCUCUCGAUGCUUUUCCAGCUUCUCUUCAAAAGUCCCUGGAUGCAUACAUGAGUAAUAGAUUAUCCGACGCUGAGCUUAAGUCUUUAGUCGAGUUUUGGCCGACUGGAAGAUGGGAAGAAUUCUCGCCGCUGUUGCAGUAUUGCCGAGCAGCUGGGGUUCGACUUAUGGCUUGUGGAACUCCCCCAGAGGUUUUGCGCACAAUUCAAGCCAACGGAAUUCAGGGUCUCAGUGAAGCAGACAGAAAGAAGUAUGUUCCACCGGUUGGAGGAGGAUUUGGAGGUGGUACUAUUUCGCUCAUCGACCAAAUAGCUUUUGGUAAUAUUACUUCAAGUCCUUAUGGCCCUGGCUCUUAUCAGUAUUCUCAAGCUCGCGUUGUUGCUGAUCAUUUGAUGACUCAGGUUGUUGAGAAGGGAAUGUUGGACGGAGGUUCUGUUGGGCUGCUAAUAGUAAUCACUGGAGCAUCUCAUGUAGCGUAUGGUUCGAAAGGCUUGGGGCUACCUGCUAGGGUGCAAAAGAAGCUGUACAAGAAAACCCAAGCAGUAGUGCUGCUGAAUCCCGAGCGGCAGCGGAUACGGAAGGAAGGCAACAUUCCGGAGGCGGAUUUCUUGUGGUACUCUUCAGCCCGAGCAUGUAACCGGAAUUGUUUUGACCGAGCUGAGAUUGCUCGUGUCAUGGAUGCUGCAGGCAGACGUCGUGAUGCGUUACCUCAGGACAUUCAAGCUGGGCUUGAGCGAGGAUUGGUGGAUCCAGAAGUACUGAAGAGCUUUUUUGAAUUAGACCAGCAUCCAAUCAUGGCGGAACUAACUCGUCGCUUCCAGGGUUUGAGGGAGAGAUGGCUUGCAGACCCCCGGUUUCUGCAAAGGCUUGCAAUUGAAGAAUCGAUAUCUAUUACAACCACUUUAUUAGCACAGUACGAACGCCGAGGUACCCGCUUUUGGAGUGAGAUUGAAUAUGUUAUCACGGAUUCUGUCCGUGGAGCAGUUGUUGAUUUUUUCACCGUCUGGCUUCCGGCGCCCACGCUCUCCUUCCGAUCUUUGGAUGCUCAGGUCUCCGGAGGAAUUUUUGAAGGGUUGACUGGUUUGCUUGGCACUGUGCCGGAUAAUGCGUUCCAAAGAGCAAGGUUGGGAGAAAAUUAUGAUUUGAAGGCAAGAGCACUUGCUGUUCUGCUUGGUGGCUUAAAACUUUUUGGUGUUGGUUUUGUAUCAAGUAUUGGCACACUCUCGGUUUCUAAUGGGGUCUGGGCUAUCCGGAAAUCUCUCAACCGAGAUUUUCCUCAAAAAUCCGUAACUAAGCGCUCCCCAAUGUUCAAGACAGCAUUUGUUUAUGGAAGCUUUCUGGGUCUCUCCGCUAAUUUGCGUUAUCAGGCAAUUGCAGGAAUUAUUGAGCACUGGAUUGCAGACUACUUCUUGGCUUCUCAGCCACUAGCUGGAAGCGUGCUAUCAUUUACUGCACGUAUUAUAAAUUCUUACUGGGGAACUGGGCAAUGGGUCGACCUUGCUCGUUUAACCGGUCUUCAGUCCAGUGAAGACGAGGGUUCCUCCCCGUCUCCAAUUCUUGAAGGACAGGAAACGAAGUUUGAGGAUUCACCUGAAACCAAUAAAACAUUAACCUUGGAGCAGCCUUCAUCAGUAGAGAGCCUGGAUGAAGCAGAAGUGAAAUCAGAAGCUGAACCUACAAGUGCACCGUGAAGUUACCCGCCUACCAAGGCACUUAUUUAAUUCUUCGGGAUACGUUAGAAUUCCUCACAUUCUUGACACAAGUGAGUAGCUUUUCCUGUGACUUCUUUGGUUCAGAUAAAUCAUUGAUGCUGUUCGAUUGAGAUCGUUUGACUAGACGCGUUUAGUCCUUGGGUAAGAAUGUGGUGGAAUGAGAUGUAUUUUAGCACACAGCUGCGUAUCGAGUGGCUGCAACGUGAUUCAUGGAAAUUUCACCUAGGUUGGUGUGUGGAUGACACGAUAUUCCAGUAAAUUUGUGGGCCUGUUGGUAUUGAUUUAGAACCAUGUGACCGCUAAGAAUUUUUAGCCUCUCCAAAAUUUUACUCCAUGCUAGUAAAAGCAUACGGAGUGCCAAAUCAUUCAUCAAGAAGGUCCAAGGUUGACCAGCUUGAAAUUGUACUUUAUUCAUAUAAAGAAAAUAUGCUAGCCUCUUGGGUUCAAUUCUCUGA